AUGGGAAGACAACCUUGCUGUGACAAACUUGGGGUGAAGAAAGGGCCAUGGACAGCCGAGGAGGACAAGAAACUUAUUAGCUUCAUCCUCACAAAUGGCCAAUGUUGUUGGCGAGCUGUCCCCAAGCUCGCCGGACUACGCCGCUGUGGCAAGAGUUGCCGGCUCCGUUGGACUAAUUACCUUCGCCCUGACUUGAAGAGAGGCCUUCUUACUGAGGCUGAGGAGCAGUUGGUCAUUGAUCUCCAUGCUCGACUUGGCAACAGGUGGUCUAAGAUUGCUGCAAGAUUGCCUGGAAGGACUGAUAACGAGAUAAAAAAUCACUGGAACACCCACAUAAAGAAAAAACUUCUUAAAAUGGGCAUUGAUCCUGUCACACAUGAACCCCUCCAUAAGGAAAAUAAAGCCACAGAGAAAUCUCAUGGAGACCAUUUGCCCGAAUCCGAAAACCAUCAUGUUCAAUUGCCAGAAACUUCUGGCAGUGGCACUGCCAUCUCCGAGGAGAACUCGUGCUCACCGCCUGAAAAUUGUUCUGGUGAUGAAUCCCAUUUACUCGAUAGCAUAUGUGACGAUUUUCCAUUGAUGAGUUUUCUAUUGGAGGACCAAGGUCCAAUAGUCGAUGCACCAUGGGAGUUUCCAUCUGCUGGACAAAAACAAACCUUUGAUGAUGCUGGCAUGACAUCGUGGGACGAGGAUUGUGGGUGGCUAUUAAAUUGUCAAGAUUUUGGUGUCCAUGAUUUUGGUUUUGAUUCCUUCAACGACCGAGAAACGAAUAUGUUGAACACAAUAGAGAUCAUGGGCAGCAACAAACAGUAACAUUUCCCAUGAUGGAAUGAGAGGUCACAGGCCACAAGAGAGAAUGCAAUUAGCUUCAUGACCAGUGCCCAUGUUACAAAGUAUCAUGAUUGGCUCAACUUAGGUUCUCACUGUUGUUUAUGCCCUUUUAUGUUUAGGAAUAUUCUUGGAGGGUCGAAAAGAAACCUUGUUUCUAAUAAGGUUUCUCACCAACCAGGGAAUGGUGCAAUACUCAAAUCGUUGGGAAGGUCAUAUGCUUCAUAAAGAGUUGGUGUGCUCCUAUGCAAAAGAGGGGCACACCAUAGGCACCAAAAAACUAGAAGGGC
Ilex paraguariensis (yerba mate) is the source of this 1118-nucleotide messenger RNA. Lineage: Eukaryota; Viridiplantae; Streptophyta; Magnoliopsida; Aquifoliales; Aquifoliaceae. The record is from the annotation of a GenBank genome assembly.